Messenger RNA from Phyllostomus hastatus (greater spear-nosed bat), 7942 nucleotides. RefSeq names its product muskelin 1 (gene MKLN1). The transcript has 20 exons. Gene Ontology annotation, cellular component: cytoplasm. NCBI's taxonomy places the organism in Eukaryota, Metazoa, Chordata, Mammalia, Chiroptera, Phyllostomidae. Gene Ontology annotation, molecular function: protein binding. The coding region runs from base 846 to 2777 and encodes 643 amino acids. The record is from RefSeq and is a predicted model, not a curated record.
AUCUUGCAAAAAUAACAAGUUGGAAGGCAGUAAUAUAGUAUGACACUAACGUGAGGAAAGACAAUAGAAUGGAAUAGAGAGAGUCCAGAAAUAAAUUCUCAAUUUACAAUCAGCUGAUUUUUGAAAAAAGAACAAAGUUGGAAGACUAAUUAAGAUAGUGUAAAACUGGAAUGAGGCGAUCAGUAGAAUGGAAUAGAGACUCCAGAAAUAAAUCUUCACAUUUAUGGUCAGCUGAUUUCUGAAAAGGGUGCCAAGAUCAUGCAAUGCAGAAAGAACAGUCCUUUCAACAAAUUGUGCUGUGUCAACUGGAUAUCCACAUGCAAAAUGAUGAAAAUAGACCCCUUCCUUACACCACACAGAAAAAUUAACUCAAGAUGGACCAUUGACUUAAAUAUGAGAAUAGGAAGGAGAGGACAAAGAAGGUCAAUAUCCCUCUCCUAGAUGCUCUCUAAUUGGAGGAAGAUUCCUGACAGAGAUGUGGAGAUGCAAAUACCAGAGGAGACAGGGUCAAACCAAACCUGAGCAGAAUGCCUUGACUGACUCUGCCUGUGCUGCUCCUAAGUGCUCCUUGGGCAGAAUGGAUGGCUUGAGCCAGAGUCCUUUAGGUACUCUCAAAGGCAGUUGCGUCUGGAUCACUCUGCACUUGAGGUCAUGGAGCCCAGUGAAGGAACAUUUUAGUGGAUAAACCAAAUGACCAAUCUUCAAGGUGGUCUUCAGAGAGCAACUACCCUCCCCAGUACUUGGUUCUGAAGCUUGAAAGGCCUGCUAUAGUCCAGAAUAUAACAUUUGGAAAGUAUGAGAAAACUCACGUCUGUAAUUUGAAAAAAUUUAAAGUCUUUGGCGGAAUGAAUGAAGAAAACAUGACAGAGCUAUUAUCCAGUGGCUUAAAGAAUGAUUAUAACAAAGAAACAUUCACCUUGAAGCAUAAAAUUGAUGAACAAAUGUUCCCUUGUCGAUUCAUUAAAAUAGUUCCACUCUUAUCCUGGGGACCCAGCUUUAACUUUAGCAUCUGGUAUGUUGAACUUAGUGGCAUUGAUGAUCCCGAUGUAGUACAACCUUGUCUCAACUGGUAUAGCAAGUACCGUGAACAGGAAGCCAUUCGCCUUUGCCUAAAACACUUUAGACAACACAACUAUACAGAAGCCUUUGAAUCACUGCAAAAGAAAACCAAGAUUGCCUUGGAACAUCCUAUGUUAACAGAUCUUCAUGAUAAGCUGGUGUUGAAGGGUGAUUUUGAUGCUUGUGAAGAGCUGAUUGAAAAAGCUGUAAAUGAUGGCUUGUUCAAUCAGUAUAUCAGUCAACAGGAAUAUAAGCCACGGUGGAGUCAAAUCAUUCCCAAAAGCACCAAAGGUGAUGGAGAAGAUAACAGACCAGGAAUGAGAGGAGGCCAUCAGAUGGUUAUUGAUGUUCAAACAGAGACCGUUUAUUUGUUUGGUGGCUGGGAUGGAACACAAGAUCUUGCUGACUUCUGGGCGUACAGUGUGAAGGAGAACCAGUGGACAUGUAUCUCUAGAGACACUGAGAAAGAGAAUGGUCCUAGUGCCAGAUCAUGUCAUAAAAUGUGCAUUGACAUUCAACGAAGGCAAAUCUACACGUUGGGCCGUUAUUUGGAUUCCUCUGUGAGGAACAGCAAAUCUCUGAAGAGUGACUUUUAUCGCUAUGACAUUGACACUAACACAUGGAUGUUACUCAGUGAGGAUACCGCUGCUGACGGAGGGCCGAAGUUGGUGUUUGAUCAUCAGAUGUGUAUGGACUCCGAAAAACAUAUGAUCUACACUUUUGGUGGUAGAAUUUUGACGUGUAAUGGCAGCGUAGACGACAGCAGAGCCAGUGAACCACAAUUCAGUGGGUUGUUUGCUUUCAACUGUCAGUGUCAGACCUGGAAGCUUCUUCGAGAGGACUCCUGUAAUGCUGGGCCUGAGGAUAUCCAGUCUCGGAUAGGACACUGCAUGCUCUUUCACUCGAAAAAUCGUUGCUUAUAUGUAUUUGGUGGCCAGCGAUCGAAGACCUAUUUGAAUGAUUUCUUUAGUUACGACGUGGACUCUGAUCACGUAGACAUAAUAUCAGAUGGCACCAAGAAAGACUCUGGAAUGGUUCCAAUGACGGGAUUCACACAGAGAGCAACCAUUGAUCCAGAACUGAAUGAAAUACAUGUCCUAUCUGGACUCAGCAAAGAUAAGGAAAAGAGGGAAGAGAAUGUCAGAAAUUCAUUCUGGAUUUAUGACAUUGUGAGGAAUAGUUGGUCUUGUGUCUAUAAAAAUGAUCAGGCUGCAAAAGAUAAUCCAACUAAAAGUCUUCAGGAGGAAGAACCAUGUCCAAGAUUUGCCCAUCAGCUUGUAUAUGAUGAGUUACACAAGGUUCAUUAUUUAUUCGGUGGGAAUCCAGGAAAAUCUUGCUCCCCAAAAAUGAGAUUAGAUGACUUCUGGUCACUGAAGUUGUGUAGGCCUUCAAAAGAUUACUUACUGAGGCACUGCAAGUACCUCAUAAGAAAACACAGGUUUGAAGAAAAGGCCCAAAUGGAUCCUCUUAGUGCACUGAAAUACUUACAAAACGAUCUUUAUAUAACUGUGGAUCAUUCAGACCCAGAAGAGACAAAAGAGUUUCAGCUGCUCGCUUCAGCUCUAUUCAAAUCUGGCUCAGAUUUUACAGCUCUAGGCUUUUCGGAUGUGGAUCACACCUAUGCUCAGAGAACUCAGCUCUUUGACACCUUGGUAAAUUUCUUUCCUGACAGUAUGACUCCUCCUAAAGGCAACUUGGUAGACCUCAUCACACUGUAACUGAAGAGUCACUGGCCGGAAAGGAGAACAGAAGUCUGCUUUCAGUAUUCUGGAUUUCAACUCUCUUGACCGACACUUAGGCUGCAGUGAUUGAGGACUGCACCAGAAUUUUGAAGGGACCGUUACCAUCACAAGUUCUAACCCUCUUUCGUCAUACCUGACCUCAACCCCAUUCUCCUCAUCCCAUUCCUCAAUUAGGUUAAUAAUAAAGUGAAAUUGGUGUACUUUCCAUUUAAAUAUAUAUAUUUUUUACUUUAACUUUUAAGAAUUAAUGAGUAUAAAAAUAAUAAUCAGGUAGUUUACCCUUUCCUGAUUUUUAUUUCAUUUUUAUAAAAUUAGGGCAAGUAAGCACUAUUAACAGACUCAGUGCUGCAAGAAUUGGGAUUUUGUUGUUUGGCCUUUCUUCUUCCCAUUUCACUUUACCUUGCAUCACACAACUGCUUACACGUGGUGUCACUUGUUUACCUCUUCACUUCAUUCUUAAUAGUAUGUAGUUCUGUAUGGCAAUUGAUGUAUGUUAAAGUGAUAAAUAUGUGUCUCUGUUGACUAGAGUCUUGUAUUACAUUAAGCAAUAGGAGAAACAGAAGGCUCAAAUUUACGCUCCUUGUCAUGGAACUGAAAAAUGAAAUCCAAGAUUGGUCCAAGCACGUAUCUGAGAUUGGCAUAUAGUAUUUCUAUAAUGGAUAUUAUAAUAGCUUUGAGUCACAGAAACCUUAAACUGAGAACUGAGUAUAGUGUAGAACCUUUAAGAGCUAUUAUAAAAGUUACCAGCAGGAGGAUUCUGGGAGUGAUUGAUAUGUGUAUUGAUAUCUUUGUAGUAAUUUUGAAAGAAAAUGACUUUUCCCUCUGGUAGAGCUGUGCAGAACCAAGCCUUCUGUUACUUUCUUGUGCUAUCAAUUUGUAGCAUUUUCAUUUGGGAGGGUGGGUUUCCAGAACUCUGCUUUUGUUAAUUUCCACAUAUACUGGCUCCCUACAUCUCCUUCUGCCUACUGAUAUUUUAAAUAAUGGUGUAUAGUUGUCCAAAUGAAUACAGCUGACAGGCAUUUCAUUAAGCACAUGGACCAGGCUUUUUUAAAGGAGGAAAAAGAAAAAUAAUGGUGCAAAUACUUUUUCAUUAAAACUAAAAAAAAAAAAAAAAAGGAAAAAAAGGCAAAUGGGUUUUUCCGCUUUUUUGUGGGGUGGUGGAGCUGUAUAUUAUUCCAUGAGGUGCUAUGGAAUAUAGUAUGGGAAACCUACACCUGGCCAGUGCUUAUAUUCACUCAAAAAGUGUUCUGUGUUCAACUGAUACCACCAUGCUUAAAGCAUACUAUGUAUAAUGAAUGUCCAUCAGUCCAGUGGCUCUUAAAAGUGAAUGACUUGAUGGAAUUCAGUAUGACCCUGAGUAGCAAGAUAGGUGUCACCAAAGAAAGAAGAAAUUGACUUGCACUUUUGAAAAGUCUCAUGUAUGGGAAUGAGACCUUGUGAUCCAUCUUCAGUCUGUAUUGCGUAGUUUUACUACUUUCAGGGAAGGGCAGAAAUAUAUUUUUCCUAGUUCUAGACUUGAGUCUUGGGCUCCUUAGCUUCCAAGCUUUCCAAAGCAUUCAGUGAUUUAUUAAACAAUUACAUCUGUACCUUACUUGUGAAAAUAGAAUGUAUCAUUUAGUAGAUACCAAAUUGUGUAGCUACAGAAUAACCGACUUUUUACAGGUGAGCACAUAGGAUGUACUUACAUACUUGUGCAGUUUCAUAAAGUGACUCCCCUGAGUGACAGAGCAGAACAUAAAAUAUUAAUGCACUAAUAUGGUAGCCAAUUGAAUCUUGUUUUGUGAAAAUAAGUACAAAUCAAAGAAUUAAUGGGGAAGAACUUGUGUUUCUAAAUUUAAAACCUCAAGCUUUGCUCUCUGUGAAUUCUGGCACUUUAAACACAUUAACCAAAUGAAAUUCUGCUGCCCUCCACCAUUUAUUUUUGUAGGGCUUUGUCAUUUUUUUCAUUUAUUUAGACUCCACGUUUGGAGGAAACUUGGUUCCUGAACUCACUGAUUUUUUGUUGUUCUUGUUCUUAUUUUCCCUUGACAGUAGUAGUAGUAGUGUGUGUGUGUGUAUGUUUUACAUAUGCUUGUUUUAGUUUUUUCUCUUAUUACUUUAUUAGAUGUGGAACUUUUCCUCUUCAUUUCUGAAUUUUUCUUUCACUAACAUACUUAAAUGGGGUGGAAACAUAGCUAACUAUUCAGUGCUGCUUAAGAGAUGAUACGGAGGUGAUUAUUGACUAGGCGAGUCAGAAUUCGUACCGUGAAGCUUGCACUGCUGGUAAUGACUGUAGCAGAACACGGGGCUUCAUUCUGCCGAUGCCCAGCACCGACACACCACUCACAUUGCUCAGCCCCGGCUUGAAACUUACCUGGAGACUGAACGAGGAGCUCCAUUUGUGUCCAGGAAUUCCAGCAGCAUGUUUAAUUUAAAUCAUCUUAAUUUGGUAUUUAGAUACAUUGUUUAGAUAGGCAAGUAGCUAAGUUUUACUAUUUUAAAAAUCUAUUAUUUUAUCUCAGAUUGAAACACCUGGCUUGUGCUAGUUAGUUGGAUACAGUUUGCUCAGUUUCAUUAUCCCUUGCUUCAACUUCAUUUCCAUUUUGUUCCCCUGCCCCCAGUGGAAUAUAUUAUUCUAUAAUAUAUUAUUAUAAUAAACAAAUAUUUUAUUAAAACUAGAAGUAAACUAGAUCUCUAACAUCGUCAAUUCUUGUACUUCAUGAGAAAUUACCUGAUUUACCAGGGACUUGUAAAAUUGAUUUGCAUUUUGUGGAAUGACACAGACCUGUGGACAGCUUGAUUAAUUCAACUGUAUUGAUUUCUUAUUCAAGCAAAGGAAUUUAGACUGCACUAAAGCUGAGAGUAUUAACCUUUAGCAAGAUCAUCUUUUUAAACCAGGUUUUCAUUUACACUAAAACUGGCCUAUCCAUGUCUAGUAAGUAAAACUGAUAGAGACCAUUAGAAAGUUAAUUUUGGCUUGCCGGGCUUAGAGCUCAGCGACUUGUUUAAGAUUGUAAACUCUUCUUGGGUGAAAUGUGUGUAUUGAAUAAAAGUGUUUGCCAGCUUAUCCUUCCAGUGGACCUUUUCACAUCUGCCUUAAAAAUGCUAUUUAGAACAGUUUCAACUAAUAAAGUUUUAAAAUUUAACCUAUAUCAUUUAAUCAUUUAUUGAGAGUUGGAAAAUGAUGCUUAAUUGAUGAAAAAGCACUUAGAAAGGAAUAUGUUCCUGAUUUUAUUCUCCAAAUUAUACUAGUUUCAUGGUAAUAACAUGAGAAGUUACUCUGUAAUUAUUCUUACCACCAUAUGAAAUUCACUGGGUAAUUGUGGGUCAUUGCUUAUUUCCUGAGAGAAUGUGUUAACUCUUCAUCUGGUGAAGGCUGCAAAGCAGUUGAGAACUGUGAUUUGCAGUGAUUUCUCUAGGAGCCAGGAAAUCUUUAGGAUGAGUACUCUAAACAGUCAUCUAGCAAUAAAAAACACAGCUUCCACAACCCUUCGCAAACACCCAUGUUCAUCUGCAGUGUCAUGAUUUUGCAGAAAUUCUCACCGGAAUUUUCACUAAUGUUUUAAAUUCUUGAAAUAGCCUUGAUCUGGGAUGCGCAGGCUUCCUCGGGAAAGGUUUAUAGUUAUUGGAGAAGCGUAUCAGAGGGUCUGCAUGUGACAAGACUCGUAGGUAAGGUCUUCGGGCUCUUUCACUCCAGCAUCCUCGUAUUCCAUAUUAGGUGCCAUCUUUUGUGAUGUUUGACUGUGGCCUAUUAUGCUGAAAUGACUUGGCUUCCUUAAACAUCCAGUCCAUUUGGUAUGUCAUCUGAAGGUGGGUUGUCCAGGUGUGCGGGAACAAUCGGGAGCCGACUAGAUCAGCUGAAUGACAUCACCAUUGUUGGUUUUGGGGGGAAGGACCCAUUGCAGUUUAUGGAAUUCUCCACCAAAUCCUCUCUUUAUUUUUCUCAAAAAGUGCUGUCUUAAAGCUUUUAUUUAUACAUAAUUUUAACCUUCAUUCCCUCCUACCCACCAAAUGCUGUGAAUUGUGUUUUUAUUACUUUUCUGACUGGCUUCUUGGCCGUUACAGCCCUAGACUCUCUUGGUGUUUGGUGGCAUUGCCUACAAGUGAUACGCGGCUUGAGGAAAAAAAGGUCAAAAUCAUUCUGAAGCAUCAUCCUCUUUUAUCCUUGUUUAUGGCAACAGAAUAGUGAAGUUAAUACUUGUACAUUGUUAAAGAAUUAAUAACAUUUACAUACCGGUCUAAAAAUGCUGGUCAUUUUCAUUUGGAGCCUAGUAAUAUGGUUGUGACAGUUUUAGUGGAGCAGGCCCCUGUUCCUGGCACUAGGGAUAUAGUCAUAAAGUUAUCAAUAAGGGACAAGUUUCAUGCAGAGCUUAUGGGGUUCUGUAAUCACCGGAAUUUCCAUUUGCCUGUUUUGUCUUUUUUUUUUUUUUUGCCUUUUCACCCCUGCUCCCAACUCCUCCAAGUAGCACUGAUUUUCUGCUGAAGUUGAAAUUUGUGUUAAGAAUUGAUUUUUAAUUUCUAACACAAUUGAGCAUAGCUUUGAUGGCCACAAAAUGAUUGGUAUUUGUUUAUUCUUAAGCAAAAAUAAUGCAGGCUUAUAAAUGUCUCUUCCCCUCAACAAUGCGUAUUUAGCUCAAAUUCCAAAUGACUAAAUCUUAUUCCUAGUCAUAGCCAAUGAAAAAAUCCUUGGACAGUAGGUCCUGUAGCCCUUAAAGGAAUCAUUAGGGGUUAUAGUAAAUCAGAUUUUCUAGUGGUGCAGAGAGAGAUGCCCCUGUGGGAAACCUACCUCUGUGUGUCUUUUUCUGUUAGGUGGAACUACAGUGACCGAUCUCGAACUAGGAGUCCCAGUUCAAAGCUUAAAAACACCAGAAUCAAGGGGUAUUCAGUUCAGUUUAUCUUUCACGUUAGAGUCAUUAUUUGGAAAUAAAGUUUGCAAAUAUAUGUUCAUGUCCUCAAGCACUGCCUGGCUUGGUUUAAAACAAUGUUAUGUGGAUGUUACCUGAGAACUAUAGAUAGGGUCAACAACAAAACUUUGGGGGCGGGGCACAUAUUUAGUAGGGAAAUAGACCAUUUGUAAGAUACCACUUAUAGUUGUGAAAUAAUUUGUCUUUUUGUCUGUUCACAUCAUCUCAAUGAACUAUUAAACAUUUGUGUGCAGUGUC